AACAUGAAGGAUGCCAAGAAUUUCCCAGCGUUGAAAAAUGACAAUGUUUUGAGAGCAGCACGAGGUGAAGCCGUCGAUCGUGUACCCGUUUGGGUAAUGAGACAAGCCGGCCGCUAUUUGCCCGAAUUUCAAGAAGUACGUAAAGUGCAUGAUUUUUUCACGGUGUGUCGUACCCCAGAAUUGGCAUGUGAGGUUACUAUGCAACCAUUGAGACGUUUUGAUUUAGAUGCAUCGAUUAUAUUUUCGGAUAUUUUGGUAAUGCCACAGGCCUUGGGUAUGACAGUGGAAAUGCAUCCAGGGGUGGGUCCAGUCUUCCCCGAACCUUUGCAAUCACCUGCCGACUUGUCCAAACUUAAACCUGAAGGUGCAGUGGAACGUUUAGCCUAUGUGGGUGAGGCAAUUACCAUGAUGCGUCAUAUGUUGGAGGGUAAAGUGCCUUUGUUGGGUUUCACUGGUGCCCCCUGGACUUUGAUGGGUUAUAUGAUUGAGGGUGGCGGCAGCAAAACAAUGUCAAAGGCCAAGGCAUGGCUCAGCGAUUAUCCCGAAGAUGCCAAAAAGUUAUUGGAUAUGCUUGCCUCCUCCAUUGUGGAUUAUUUGGAAAUGCAGGUUAAGGCGGGUGCUCAAAUGUUGCAAGUUUUCGAAUCGUCAGCUGAACAUUUGUCAAAGGAGGACUUUUUGAAAUGGUGUGCACCAUAUCUCAAGGAUAUUGCCAGCAAAUUAAAGCAGCGUUUGACUGAACAGAAUAUUCCAUUGGUUCCUAUGACAAUUUUCGCCAAGGGUGCUGGUCACUCUCUGGCCGAACAGGCCACACUGGGUUAUGAUGUCAUUAGUUUGGAUUGGACUGUUGAUCCCGAGGAGGCCCGCAAACAAGUUGGUCCCAAUAUCACUUUGCAGGGUAAUUUGGAUCCUCAGGAUUUGUAUAAGACACCCGAAGAAAUACGCGAAUUGGCCACAACAAUGGUGCGUAAAUUUGGCAAGACACGUUAUAUUGCCAAUUUGGGCCAUGGCAUUACACCACAAACACCAAUUGUAAGCAUGGAAGUUUUUGUAGAUGCUGUACACAAAGCCUUAUAGAUUAUAAGAAUGCAUUUUUUAUAUAUACAUAUAUACUCUCUUUGUUU
Musca vetustissima is the source of this 1121-nucleotide messenger RNA. RefSeq names its product uroporphyrinogen decarboxylase (gene Urod). Lineage: Eukaryota; Metazoa; Arthropoda; Insecta; Diptera; Muscidae. The record is from RefSeq and is a predicted model, not a curated record. Gene Ontology annotation, molecular function: uroporphyrinogen decarboxylase activity. The transcript has 5 exons. Gene Ontology annotation, biological process: heme biosynthetic process. Bases 4 to 1074 code for a protein of 356 amino acids. Gene Ontology annotation, cellular component: cytosol.